CCGUGAUGGAACGACCAUUCCGAACGCCCGUGCCCAGUCAAGUGCCGUCGCCGGUUUGCGUCUAGGGUUUUCCGCGCCGUCGCCGCGCCUGUUCCGUCCCACCUGCCCCGCUCGGAACCGUUUUGGGGAGCGUUCUGGUAGUUCGUGUUACGUGUGUGUGUAUGCGUGCGGGGGUGGGCAAGCGGGGUAAAUAGUAACAGACAUAAUAACACUAGUUUUUCUUCUUCUUUCUGUUGUUGUUGCCGCGGUCCCUUGGGUAUCGUGUUGGUGACACGGUGCGAAUUUAAUUACCGAUAAUCCUUUCGGGUCGCAAUUGUUCCGUGACAGAGCCGGUGAGCGGACCGCUUUCGACUAUUGUUCCCGGUAGGGUUCCGGUUUUCUCUCGAGUGUUUGCGAACCGACGGAGUUAUGCAGUAGCGAUGGCCACCAUCAUGUCACACAAUCUGCCGUUGAUUCCGUUGCCGUUGAAGGCCAGCUUGGCCAAGACCGGGUUGAUGAUGUCUGGGCUGCUCGGGAAGGAAGUGCUGUACGGAAGUGGACCGACGGAACGUAGCAGUCCGGUUAGUGAGGCCCGGUCUAGUCCGGAGUCGGUGAUGAUGAUGGCCGGCGGUCAGCCCAAGGAAGAUGACCGGAUGAGCUGUUGUAGUGAGGAUAGUGAGCUGUCCGUCGGACAGGAAGUGGACCUGGACGGAAGUGACAAAACGAUGAACGGUGACGAGAACAGAAGUGUGGCCAGUUCGCGGAUAGGCGGGCUGGAUGUAGAAAAGUUGAUCGAUAGACACAGCGUUGAAGUGGGUGAAGAAGUGAGUAACGAUUCGUCGCGGUAUUCGAGUUCAAAGGAGCCGUCGGAAGAGUACAUGAAGAUACCGGUGAUGCGGCCAAGUCCGACGAGGUUGCACGAGGAGUUCCUAAGAAAUUCGCAGCUGUACGCUGAAGAGUUGAUGCGCCAGCAGAUGCAGAUUGUGGCCGCGGCUCGGGGACUUAACCUGAGUCCCAAACCGUUGGAUCCAACGCUCGGUUUGGUGACCCGGUUGCAGGACAACCGAAGUCCCGGCAAGCCAAUGUUCACGGAAGAGCAAAAAUUAGGCUUUCGACCGCACAUACGAGGCGUGGGAGAUCUCUAUCCGGAUCCGAACCGCUGGUCGGACGAACGAAGCGUCCGGUCACCUCCGGAGUCUUCCUCGUUCCGCGGGAUCCACUCGCACCUGAGUGCCAUCUCGCAGAUCACGCAGAACCUCAACAGUGACAUCAGCAAGCUGACCUCCCCAUCCAGCCUAACCAGUAUGACCUCCCGGGAAAGCUCCCAAUCGCCACCCAACAACCAGCUCCAAGCCGGCAACCACGCGGCCCAUCUGCUCCAGCUGAACAAUAACAUUGCGCUCAACGACCAGAACCUCAAGUUCAGCAUCGACAACAUCCUGAAGGCGGACUUUGGCCGCCGCAUUACGGAUCCGCUAAAAAGAAGCGGAAAAAGCUACGCGAAAAAGCCGUCGGCUGAAAAGCCCGCGACCUCCGCGGCACCGGCCGCUAUGGAUCUGACGUCUGUCAUGACCAGCGCGGCUGGUUGCAGCGGCACCAACAGUAGCGGCCCCAGCCGCUCCUUCAACAGCAGCAGUUCUAGUGCCAGUGGAAGUGAAGUGGAUGUGCCCGCGUCGCCGCAGUCCUCGACCGGUUCCAGCAAAACCGGCGAGGGGACGAGCGGUAGCACGACUACCACCAGUGGUAGCGGAGGGCCGAUGGUGUGGCCGGCCUGGGUCUACUGUACCCGCUACAGUGAUCGUCCUAGUUCAGGCAGAAGUCCACGGACGCGCAAACCAAAGAAGAGCCCCAGUGAAAAGGCUGCGGCGAGUGCGGUGGCGGCGGCCACGGCAGCUGCGGGGGCAGCCAGUGCCAGUGCUGCGGCCAUCGCCGACGAUAAGCGACCCCGGACGGCGUUCAGCGGACCGCAGCUGGCCAGAUUGAAGCACGAGUUCGCCGAGAAUCGCUACCUGACCGAGCGUCGCCGCCAGCAGCUCAGUGCCGAGCUGGGUCUGAACGAGGCCCAGAUCAAAAUUUGGUUCCAGAACAAGCGCGCCAAAAUCAAAAAGUCCUCCGGCCACAAGAACCCUCUCGCGUUGCAGCUGAUGGCCCAGGGUCUGUACAACCACUCGACGGUGCCGCUGACCCGCGAGGAGGAGGAACUGCAGGAGAUGCAGGCCGCGGCGGCAGCGGCUGCCGAGUCCCGGAUGGGGUCUUCCGAUUGAUCUUUGAGGGUGGCCGCGAGGACGGUUACCUAGGAAGUUGCUUUGGCGUUCUACUAAAAUGUGUGACUCUUGAAAACGAAAUGAGAAAAAUCGAAUGAAAUAUCUGUGAUAUCGUAAAGUUAGUUCAGUUCAACAGUUACGAAUGGUGUAAAUGCAAUUUUUUGUGUUUGUUCAGUGGCAGGUAGAUUUGAAUGUUGUAGACUUUUUCACCCUCCCUCUAACUGUUUCUAAUUUAUGAGCUUUUACCUUGUAUUUGAGCCGAAUUCGGUUAACCAAUCAGAAAACUGCAAAUAGAACAAUAUCCGUUCAUAGAUAAAUCAAUCUGUACAUUAACUAGUGUAAAUACCAAGUACUUUUAAAUUGCGAACAUGCUAUCGAUUGACUAGUAAUAUAUUAAAAACUACAGUAAAAAAAAAGUUUAUUGAUGCAACCUCUGUUGAAGGUUGAUGAAGUGUAAAUAUACAAAUUUAUUUAUUCUGUUUGUGGUGUAGCAGCAGCAGCAGGUGAAAAAAAGUGAAACCAGAUGUAAAAUUACACGCAAAAAAAAAUCAACAGAUAAUAAAUCUUGAAAUGGUGUUUUGAAAAUGGAAUGGAUGCGAAAAUAAAGUACACUCUAGCAAUAUCGACAUUAAUUA
Molecule: messenger RNA, 2878 nt
Organism: Culex quinquefasciatus (southern house mosquito)
Lineage: Eukaryota; Metazoa; Arthropoda; Insecta; Diptera; Culicidae
Product: homeobox protein invected
Exons: 4
Coding region: 420-2243 (607 amino acids)
Biological process (GO): neuron differentiation; multicellular organism development; regulation of transcription by RNA polymerase II
Cellular component (GO): nucleus
Molecular function (GO): RNA polymerase II cis-regulatory region sequence-specific DNA binding; DNA-binding transcription factor activity, RNA polymerase II-specific
Source: RefSeq, a predicted model, not a curated record